AUGAUGUCGGCCCAAAAUGAUAACCUAGGGAACAAGGGAAAUGAGGAGAAAGAAGAUAGGGAUGAACAAUUAGUAUCAAAUCUCAAUCCUUUUGGAAGGAAGAAUUUGAAAAAUGGGUUCCCUGGAAAUAGUGUGAAUAACGCUUUUACACCAUGCUUGGGCUUCUUCGAUAUGAAGGAAGAUAAGCCAUCGAGAUCAUGUUGUGAUGGAGUCGAUAGCAUACUAAGGAUGACAAAAAACAGCACGGAAUAUCGUGUGGCUACUUGUGAUUGUUUAAAGACGUUCAUGGCGAAUCACACCCGAACGCGAUUCUACAAAAUCAAUGAACCCUGUAAUAGUCUACGCCUAGGAAUCCCUGAUAUUGAUCCAAAAGCCGACUGCUCACGAAUAUCAUAGGUAUUGGAGGGGUUCCAGACAUCAAGAUGGAUUUCUAAUAACAACAUAUAUAGUAAAUUAGUAAUCAAGCUUUGGAUUUUUAUCAAUAUAUGUAUUGAACCUUUAAAAGAGAAUUAAGGUUCAAGAAUCAGAAGAAGACAUACCAGCAUGCACUAA
Messenger RNA from Lactuca virosa, 552 nucleotides. Lineage: Eukaryota; Viridiplantae; Streptophyta; Magnoliopsida; Asterales; Asteraceae. The record is from the annotation of a GenBank genome assembly.